AUGACUCACGUAGGGUUGUUGGCAUGUUAUGCUGGCCUUCUCGCCAGCGCCGCCGCACCACACUUCUCAUCAGCGCUUACCCUUCGCUCUGGCACAGCGACGUCUCAGCAAAACAGUCUCCGCACAAAUUUAUUUGCAUCUGGCCAAGUUUCCCUGCGGACGGACACCGCAGCCGAGGAGGUAACUCCAGAAUGCCUGGACAUCAUAAACAAUCUAAGGAGCGAAAAUCUCAAGGACCUGUUGGAAACCCUCAGCAGCGCAAAGGAAAAAGAGGUGACUGAAAGCCUGAAGGCAAUCCAAAUAGUGGAACCCGCAGACCCUACUGCCGUGAAAAUUGCAGUAACGCUCGCAGGCAACAGUGACACAUGUGACUCGGGCGAAAGCGCGGAUGCGAAGAAGUAUCCCGGACUCGUUAUUCCAUUCGCGCAUGACACGGAGUUCAAAUGCAAGACUUUGAUCCAGGCGACCUACACAGCUGGACUCGACCAACUCAAACAAUCGAACUUCGACCCCUCAACGGGAAAAUAUGAUCCUACGAAAGCUCCAUUCAAUAACGUAAACGCCAGCAAUGUGGCGUUUCUACUGUCGGCGAAAAGCAAAAAGGUCUCAUGUGCCGUCACCAACAACUGCAGUGAGGGCUACAACGUUUUAUUCUGCUACUUCAUAGAGCCACUUCGAACUGGAGAUCAGCCUUUCACAACUGAGCUUUACAAUGCCCUCUGGGGAUUGGAAACAGGCGCAGCGUCUAUCUCCGUGCCCAGCGUCGCCACCAUUCUUUUGGUCCUCGCUUUGAUGACCCGGACUUACGCUUAA
Molecule: messenger RNA, 813 nt
Organism: Eimeria necatrix
Lineage: Eukaryota; Apicomplexa; Conoidasida; Eucoccidiorida; Eimeriidae
Product: SAG family member
Exons: 5
Coding region: 1-813 (270 amino acids)
Source: RefSeq, a predicted model, not a curated record